This is a messenger RNA of Mytilinidion resinicola, 1062 nucleotides long. RefSeq lists its product as uncharacterized. The record is from RefSeq and is a predicted model, not a curated record. NCBI's taxonomy places the organism in Eukaryota, Fungi, Ascomycota, Dothideomycetes, Mytilinidiales, Mytilinidiaceae. The transcript has a single exon. Bases 1 to 1062 code for a protein of 353 amino acids.
AUGGCUUCCAAUCAGUCUCCCGCUUCUUCCAACUCUCAUCCGAUCGCCAAAGUCAGCAUCGCCAUGACCGCUAGCACCUCUCAAGAUGGUAGCGCAGAUGCGAAAGACGCAAACGACAUUCACCAGUUGAACGCUGUAGUCCCCAAGGUCCACUCUACCCAAGAUAGCGAAAACCAGCAGCUAGACACCCACGUAGAGAAUGGCAAUGAUAGCGAUCAGGACGAAGAUCGUCGUCCCGCCAAAAAGGCAAAGACAACCGGCGGCACCCCAGUAUCGAAGAUAAAAAACUCCACAGAUGAGGAUUCGUCCAUGGAUAAUGCUCCUCUGCCAAAGAAUGAUGGGUCUCUCGUACAGCAGCUGAACGCUAUCAAGCGUAAGGCUUCUCAGUCUAGCAAGAAGAAGGUGUCUGAUACCAAAGCCAUCCCCCGCCCGGCGACCUCAGAUGAGGACUCAGAUCAAUCCACAGUCGAAGACUUCGAUGAUAACUAUACACCGGAGCAGCAGCCCAAAGUCCGAACAGCCCGAAAGGCACCCGUAGUACCAGCUAGACGGAAGGUCGUUGCGAAAGGUGCCAACAAGAAGACUCAUGCCCCGCUCCCGAUCAUGAGGACACCUCUCGCCAUGCCGAAAGAAGAAGGGGGCCCGAAGAAGUUCACCACUUGGAAAGGCCUUACUAAUGCUAAGCUCGAGGAGGCUAUCAAGGCCCGUGACUUCUGGGAUGAAUUCCUAGACAGCGAUGAGGGAACGACCAAGAAAGCUAUGGCAGAGGCCUUGGUUGAGUGGGAUCUGGCAAUCUUGAAGGGCGAGAUUCGAAUGCAGAUUGAGGCGAAUGGACCCGAUCACAUACUCGCAGGGCGUGACAAGACCCUUGAUGAGAUGCUUGCUGAGCUCCCUGCGAAUAAGGCGCCAAAAAUGAAAGUCGACAUCAAUGCCUUGUUCGAAGAGCCGGAAGGAGAGAAUGGCGGGUCACCAGAUGAGGGCGGCGACUUGGAGCAGAUGAUGAGCACUGCGCUUGAAGGAGACGCCCCGGGCGAGCAAUUGGAGGUCUCGAAGGGAGACUAG